GUAUGCGUUGAAAGAUUUAGAUAUUGAGGGUUGGUGAUGUCAAGAAUUUGGUGACUUGUUUAUCAUGUGAUGGAAAACAUUAGACUUUUAUGGAUAAAGAAGAGACUACUUUUUGAUUUUCUUGUUUUUUAGCUAUGCAGUCUUUCAUGUAAAACCCUCUACUACCCAUAGGAAAAAUAAAGUGGAGAAACUGGUUUCAGCACCUCAGGUUGUAACAGGGAAUUACUUAAUUAGUUCCUGUCAAAUUGAAAUUUUUAAUUUUAUUAGUCUUUGAGGUCUGUUCUCCAUUUUACUAUUGGUUUUGGUUAGUGUUAGAAUAUUUUCUGAUGCUGCUGGCUUGUAAGACCCAAAGGUGAUGGAUAAGAAACUAAAUUGACUGCUAAAAAACCUUGCUUUGGGUCAAGGUUAUGGGUUCAGACAUCUGCAGUAGCUCAGCAAACUACCAAUUUGGCCUAUCAAAAGAUAAAAAGGAAGUUGUUCCUUGUCAUUGUUUCCCUUUUUCUGUGUCCUGUUAUUGAGAGGUUAUACAUUCUUUUCAGCUGAAAAGGAUCCAACAAAAGGCAUGGGUUCUGGAUGGGAACGGUUUGAAUUCAACAAAGAUGCUCCACUUGAUGACGAGGAAGUUGAAGCUGCUGGAGAUGAUGCAGCCAUACUCAAGCACAUUGGUCAGAGCUUUCGGUUUUCUGCAAUAGAGACAAGAAGGGAGGAACAAAUUAAGGCUGCUCAUGACGAGGCCAUUUUUGGAUCCUCAACUGUUCCCGUUUCUGUUACUGUAAACAGUGAAUCCGAGGAGGAAGACAAGAAAAAGGAUAGCAACAACAAUGGUCUUGCUGCAAGCCUCCUAAGUGAAAGAGUACUUGCAAAGCAGCCAGGUUCUUGGCGUGAUCGUGUUCGUAAGGCAUAGUGAUCAAUCUGAUCACCAAUCUAGGAUACAAUGACUAAAGGAAUCAAUGCCACCAGCUUCUGGGUAAAUAAUCAGACUUCAGAUGUAAAUAUUGUGGCAGCCAACAAGCAAUGCACUAUUUCUAGUGAUAGCAAACCCAGCAUGGCAGCAUGCAUCGGCAGAACACCAAGAAUCUUCCAUUGCAGCUCCUAUUGUACUUCACAUGAAGCCGUGCGAAGCAGUGAUGAGAAAAUCAUACGUUGUAGCAUGUCGGUUCCUUGAGUAAACCCUCAAAUAGUUUGCCCUUACUAUAUGCGCUUUGAUCUUGGGCGUAAAGAAGAUUAUCGCUUUCCAUUCCUUUGUCCUCUCCUCCUUAAUGCAGUGCAAGUGGGAUUUGAUCUUGAAUUAUUGAAUUGUAGUCUUGAUAUUUUUAAUCUUUGAACGAGAAUGGUUAUGUGGUAUCUCCAUGUUUUGCUGUGAGGAAUGCAAAAGUUGUUUCAUUUUGCGUUCUGUUGAGUCUAGAAUUUUUGUAAUUUUUGAGAAUGACUAUAACUGAUUUAUUUUUGGAUAAAUCGGGGUUAUAAGGUAGAGUUUGUUAAGCCAACGAUUUAAAAGUAUUUUAAAGGUAAUUUUCAUCCAAUAGAAAUAAAAAAUUUUGAGUUUA
Messenger RNA from Rubroshorea leprosula, 1547 nucleotides. NCBI's taxonomy places the organism in Eukaryota, Viridiplantae, Streptophyta, Magnoliopsida, Malvales, Dipterocarpaceae. The record is from the annotation of a GenBank genome assembly.